Molecule: messenger RNA, 875 nt
Organism: Pyrus x bretschneideri (Chinese white pear)
Lineage: Eukaryota; Viridiplantae; Streptophyta; Magnoliopsida; Rosales; Rosaceae
Product: probable prefoldin subunit 3
Exons: 6
Coding region: 32-604 (190 amino acids)
Biological process (GO): protein folding; tubulin complex assembly; microtubule-based process
Cellular component (GO): prefoldin complex; cytoplasm
Molecular function (GO): tubulin binding
Source: RefSeq, a predicted model, not a curated record
UGUUAGAGAGAGAGAGAGAGUGAGAGAGGCAAUGGCUACGGCAUCGUCAUCAUCGUCGUCGGCGGCGGUGACGGAGCGGAGAGGAAUACCAGGAGCUCAGUUCGUAGAGGACGUGCAGACCUAUCUCACUCAGUUAGGCCUCGACGUUAACUCUGCCCUUGCCUUUCUCCAAGAAAGACUUCAGCAAUACAAAUUGGUUGAAAUGAAGCUUCAAGCGCAGCAGAGAGAUCUUCAGGCAAAGAUUCCUGAUAUUGAGAAGUGCUUAGAUGUUGUUGCUACUUUGCAAGCUAAGAAGGGUACUGGUGAGGAACUUAUUACAGAUUUUGAGGUAUCUGAAGGGAUAUAUUCACGAGCUAGCAUUGACGAUACCGAUUCAGUCUGUUUAUGGCUGGGUGCGAACGUCAUGUUGGAGUAUUCUUGUGAAGAGGCUACUGCUCUUCUACGAAAGAACUUAGACAAUGCUAGAGCCAGUUUAGAAGUUCUGCUUGCUGAUCUACAAUUCUUGAGAGAUCAAGUGACAAUAACCCAGGUAACAAUUGCUCGGGUGUACAACUGGGAUGUUUAUCAGCGCAGGAUUCGACAAGCUUCCCCCAAGGAUUCAUGAAUUGAAUUUUAACCGUCACCAAUUGGGAGUAUGCUUCAAUUCUAAACUUUAGUGACCGAAUUGACCACCAUCUAUAUAUUUGCAAGAAUCGUACUCUUUCUUCAUUGUCACGCGUCAAGUUCCGUAUUUUGCUUCGUUAGAGAACAUUUGUUUGUGGAGUUUUGGUACAUGGAUGGAAUAUUUAUGCUUGUUCUGUAACGUGUAAAAUCACUACAACUCUCGAUUGAUAGGGCAUGCUUUGUUGUUAAAUAGAUAUUCAGUUGUGUUUCAA